This is a messenger RNA of Morchella importuna, 801 nucleotides long. RefSeq lists its product as uncharacterized. The coding region runs from base 1 to 801 and encodes 266 amino acids. NCBI's taxonomy places the organism in Eukaryota, Fungi, Ascomycota, Pezizomycetes, Pezizales, Morchellaceae. The record is from RefSeq and is a predicted model, not a curated record. The transcript is spliced from 2 exons.
AUGACUGCACCAUCAUGUCUGGGAGCCAGCACUGGUGGAGAAGCAAUUGGUUAUAUGGCAUAUAAUGUCACCCCAAAACACUCCUAUGUUGACCUGCAUGUCGACCGUGGAACAGAGACUAUAGCUACUGUCUGUCAUAAAGCUGUCAAGUUUUGGCUCUUGUGGCCCCCUACAUCCAAGAACGAACAAAGUUUCUAUUCCCAGGCUGAACAACACCAUGGAACAGGCACAAAGACUCCAACUUCAAAAAAAUCCAAAAAGCCAGAUCACAUCGUCACCGACAGGCUUUGUAGAAUUGGAAUCCAUCUUGAAGGGGGAAUGAUCACUAAAACUACCAACAAAGAGGCAUUGUUCAUCCCCGCUGGCUGGAUUCAUUGUGUCCUCACAACCGAAGGAGGCUUCCUGGCUGGUGUUACUUGGGGUAACACUACCCGCCUAGACACCUUAUUGCAUUGUCUUAAGCUGGAGGCCCAGUUUCAUCACAAGCUCGAAGAAAUGAUUCCCAAUGUCGAGUUCCUAAUGGAAAUCAUCAACAUCUUCUUCAAAGCGCCUUUCCAAGAGAGCAUAAAUCUUGGCAUGAAGAAAUGGCUACAACUGCUUGAUAUCUUGAAGGAAUCCGGCCUGGAAUGGGGAAAGGAGCCUCAUGUGAAGUCUCUUGCUAUCAUGAAGGUUCUCUCCAAGCAGAAGCUUGUCACACUUCCAGAAAGCUGUGUCUGUGGUUCAACAGCCGCCGAUAUGGCAGCUCACCUUUUAACUCACGUUUGGGGAACCGCGGCGCCUAGGCACAUUCUUAGGGGGUAA